Messenger RNA from Alternaria alternata, 435 nucleotides. RefSeq lists its product as hypothetical. The annotation marks the transcript as partial. Gene Ontology annotation, biological process: DNA repair. Lineage: Eukaryota; Fungi; Ascomycota; Dothideomycetes; Pleosporales; Pleosporaceae. The record is from RefSeq and is a predicted model, not a curated record. The transcript has a single exon. Gene Ontology annotation, molecular function: catalytic activity.
GACGAUGAAGCCGUGGCGGAGAAGAAGUGGAAGUCAUGGUCAGCCCACGCAACGACGACGCCGUACCCUGAUUUCGGCCAUCCUACACACCGCGAAUGCCAGGUAGCAUACGAUGUGCUGCACAAACUGCAUAACGACGCUGUGGAGGCUGAGAUAGACGAGCACACACCUGAAACAAUACCGUUCGUUCUAGAUGCCAUGAUUGUCGCAGUCCUCAGCCAAGCGACGAGUUGGAACAACGCAAAACGCGCCAUGCAUAGCAUGAAGGAAACGUACGGCUCGGUAUUCGCAUACGACAAGAUACAUGCUGGUGGACCAGACAAAUUACAAGAGAUUAUUCGCUGCGGCGGACUCCACAUCAGGAAGACCAAGAUCAUCAUGUCCAUCUUGGAUGAAGUCAAGCGACGAUACGGGCGCUGGAAUUUAGACCAUCUC